Molecule: messenger RNA, 1533 nt
Organism: Alnus glutinosa
Lineage: Eukaryota; Viridiplantae; Streptophyta; Magnoliopsida; Fagales; Betulaceae
Product: probable E3 ubiquitin-protein ligase RHB1A
Exons: 5
Coding region: 229-864 (211 amino acids)
Molecular function (GO): ubiquitin-protein transferase activity
Source: RefSeq, a predicted model, not a curated record
CACGAAAGUCUCUGACGGUCUCAAAAAGAAGAGCCAAAAGUCUCUUUUUAGGCGCUAUCUUCCACCGCUUCCAAAAUUGCUCAACAAAAGCCGACUCCACCGAUUCCUUUGAAUUCCGAUUCCAAUUCCAAUUCCCUCUCGCGAAGUUUGUCACUAAAAGGGAAAUGUGCUACACCAAAUGGAAAAUACUGAUGGUUUUUGGUGGGGAGUCAAGAUAAAUUAAAGGAAAUGGGAGGCUGCUGCUGUUGUUCCUCCAAAGGAGCUGAACUGAACGCUACACCAGCAUAUUAUUAUUACCCAAGAGCUUCAGAGGAGCAUGUGCCUCUAUCAUCUGACCGUGGAGGUGCCCCUGCUCUCUCUACAGGGCUCCUGGUUGAUACAAAUCUGGAUACAUCAAUACCUGACACUUAUAGACCACCUCCUGCACCUAUGCCAUAUGAUGUGGUUUUAGGGCGUCCUCAAACACCUCCUGUGGCUCAAGAAAUUUGCAGCAAGAGUGACGCAGCUGUGCAAACAACAAAUUCUGAUUCUGUUCAAGAAACAGUAGGUGGCAACACCCAAGAAAAUUUGGCUAAGGGUGAAGAUCUCAAGGAAUCAGAAAGCAUAGCGGAAACCAAUUUUGAACUUGACUUGGUAAAAGGGUCAGAAGUUGAACUUUCAAAGUCAGUGAAACCUGUAAUUUCUGCAACAGUGGAAGAGGAUGGUUGUCCCAUAUGUUUGGAAGAGUAUGACGCAGAAAAUCCAAAAAUGACCACAAAGUGCGAUCAUCAUUUUCACCUUGCAUGUAUUCUUGAGUGGAUGGAAAGAAGCGACACUUGUCCUGUGUGUGAUAAGGAGAUGAUUUUCAAUCCUCCUAUUGAUUAGCAGCAAUCAGAAACUGAACUCAACUCCUUUGCAAAGGUUACAUAGCCAUAAGAAUCUUCGUUUUUUCCCCAUCUCUGUCUCUGUCUCUCUCUCUCUCUCUCUCUCCAUUGUUAAGUGGCAGCCACAGAUUGGCUGUGGUUUGGUUGUUUUGGUUCUGAAUGUGUCGGGCCCGUUUCAAAAGCAUAGCGUCUUUGUGCAUUCAUUUACUUUUAAAUGCGGAAAAAAAGAAUGAAAAGAGAAGUAAAUAUAGUUUGGCAUGAUUGAAUCACUGAAGUCCAUUAUCCUUUUUUCUUUUUUUUCUUUUAAAUGAAUUUUUAUAAGCAAUAUAUUUGCUUGAGUUGCGUAGUAAAUGAAGGGAUUACCAUACUAGUCACGUUACUAAAGAGAGAUUCGGAACAGAGCUUAGGUGAAGUGUCUCUCUCUCAGUUAUAGAGCUUUUCUGCGGGUCCUGCAUUUUUUGGUCCCGAUACUGGGUUGUUUCUAGUGGGAAGUAAUCUGUGUAAUGGAAGUAGAGAAAUAUAAAACACAUAGACAUGCUUGAUUUCAGAUUAUUCAUGUAUAUAUAUAUGUAUAUGUAUAUGGUUUGAUUUUGACAUUAGAAGUUUGAACAAGUUGGUCAAUUGACAGAUUUGCACAAAACAUUUUGAAAGGUUCUCUUUUGUUUCGUAA